Molecule: messenger RNA, 972 nt
Organism: Gracilinanus agilis (Agile Gracile Mouse Opossum)
Lineage: Eukaryota; Metazoa; Chordata; Mammalia; Didelphimorphia; Didelphidae
Product: transmembrane protein 202-like
Exons: 5
Coding region: 1-972 (323 amino acids)
Cellular component (GO): plasma membrane
Source: RefSeq, a predicted model, not a curated record
AUGGCAGUUGGAAGCUGCAGUGGGGAUUCAAUGGCUUCGGUCACCGAGUCUGACUCUAGGAUCUUGAGCUUCCAGAAUUCUUACGUUCCCACCUACAGACCAGUGCAACCCAUCCGAAUACACCAUCUGCUUUGCAUGACAAGGCAGAAACAGCAGUUCCUGGACCAAUCCAGAUUGUACUCCCGCAUCUUCUGCAUCAGCCUGUGUGGAAUUAGCUUCCUCUUAAUGCUUUGUAUCUCUCCUCUCCCCUGGAUACAUUUAGUAGAGCUGAAGAAUAGUUUCCAUGAGCUCCAUGUAGGACUCUGGACAUUAUGCAAUCACACUAUAUGCUGGGACCACACACCCCGCUCGCCCUACAACUUCCAAAUCCCCAGGAUCUUAUAUCUCAUCUCUGCCAUCAUCAGCAUCAUUACUGUCACCUGGCUCUGCAUCUCCAUCUACAAAUCUAUGGAAAGUAUCUAUUUGGAUCUGGGUGCUGCCAUCGCCAUCUUCAUCUCUGGCACCUGCCUCCUCUUCAGUCUCAUUAUGUUCCUGGUACACACUAAACGGAACACUAGGCAUUCAAUGGCGACACAAUAUCUAUGGACCUAUUACCUCACUUGGGGGAGUAACUUCUUCUACCUGCUGGCUGGGCUCAUCUCUUUGUUCAACUAUGUCAGGUCACGAUCUCCUACACGUAGGCCACACCUCACUGUGUUUCCCCUAACAAGAUCGAGAGUGAAUUCUAUGACAUCCAUGGAGCUAGAUAUAUCGGAGACAAAAUCACCAUAUCCUGUAUCAUCUAAGGGUUUGAAGUCAAUGAAAUAUUCGUCAUCAUUAGGAUCAGGUUCAAGACCAAGACUGGGACUAGUGACACUGUCAAGGAAAGGGUCAACAGUAUUUGGAAGAUCAUCAGUAGAUCCAGGCAAAGGAAUUGUCCCAAGGGUGAGGGAAAAAAUGAGUAUGGGAGAAUCCAGCUCCAGUAAAAAUUAG